UUUCCAAGUUCCCAUAUAAAAACUAAGCUUAAAGUACCUUAACCAAAAGCUUCCUUCAGGAUCCUACUACAAUCCGUCCGACUAAUUAAGGGAAGCUCUCCCGAUAAAUAUUGUUGCGUUCUCAAGACUCGAAUCCGAGAGUUUAGUUAAUAACUCCUUUAUCAGCUGAUUGAAACACUUGCCGGUGAAUUUAUAACCCUCAAUAAGAAAAAAGUUGACGAGUAUGUAAUUAGAGCCUUUUAAGCUAUCAAAAACAAACCUCUUCCAAAAUAAGCUAACAAAUAAUUAACCAACCACCUAACCAAACACGAUAUCAUAUACUCCAUAUGGAUCUUUCAGACUUCCGAACACAAUCCUACCCGAUAAUACUUCGAUUAAUACUUGUGUACAAUAGUUAAUGUAUCUAACUUUUUACUUCCUACACGUUUAGCAUUUUGGUCAUUUUGAGGUAUAAAAAGAAAUUGAAGAAUGUUCAUAAAGACCCCAAAAAAAUUGUUUGUCAAUUGUCACAUAUAAAUGUUCUCUUUUAAAAUUCUUUUGAAAAUUGUAAGCUGUCUGGAAUACAUACAUAACACAUAACCUCCUUCCCACCCCCACAACAAAUAUCAUCUUCUGACGUAUACCACAAAAAUUUUCUCUAUCUCUCUGUUUCAUAAAUCUGCAACAAUUGUGUUGAAAAAAUAAGCAGAAAUGGUUAAGCUUGAAAUAUAUAGGUCUUGUGAAGUCGUUCUGAUGGGUGCGGCCCAGACCAGACCCGAUCAUAUGUAAUUUGUUGCUUAAUGAAACAAAUGAUGGGAAGCAAGUUCAUGUGAUAAGUGGUUGAAAGUUGGUUGCUAUUUUGAUGGUGUGACACUUUCUUUUAAGAAAAAGAUUUGAUAAAAAAUCCCAUUUGUUUUGGGUCUAGAAAAUUAAACAGUUUUUUUUUAUAAAAAAAAAAAACACAAAAUGGAAGCAGAAGAUCAAAAGGGUCUAGAGAGGGUUUUGUCACAGAAAGCAUUAUCAAUGAGUAGUUCAUUUCCAUGUCAAAUAUGUGUAGUAGGCUUCCUUUGUGGGGUUUGUCUUACUUCUCUAUUCCUUGCUGGUCUUACCUCCUUCGGCCGAUUCGAAUUCGAGGGCAUUCAAUUUCAUCAGAUUUCAGCUCCUAUUAUGCCCUGGAAUUCUAACUCACAUAUUACCAUGGGAGACAGCGGCUUAAAACAAAUGAGAACAGUGGAGAGGGAAAUGAAUGAAAACGACGAUGACAAGGUGUCUUUGCUAUAUUCAGCUUGGAGUAGCUUACUAAAUGAAUCACAAGAGGCAUGGACAAACACGCAAUCAAGUAUCCCGAAUGCCCCUCAUUUGGAGAAGUGCAAGUCAAAAGGCUUGAUGAACAAGAGGCUAGAUACACGUGUUGGUAAUGCAACAUUUCCCCCUUGGACCCUUUGGAAGGGUUCAUUAGAUAUCUACUCUAAUCUGGCUUCGGAGUUGAAUGAUUUCAGGCAUCAGGAUAUAUCUCAAGGUGCUUAUCCUCCAUGGAUAACGGGAUCCAAUGAAGAAAAUUACCCCUUAACAAGAAAAGUGCAGCGUGAUGUAUGGCUUCAUCAGCAUCCGUUAAACUGUGGUGACCCUCAAGUUAAGUUUCUUGUGGCUGAUUGGGAAACACUCCCAGGGUUUGGGAUAGGUGCUCAAAUUGCAGGAAUGUGUGGACUUCUUGCUCUUGCCAUUACUGAGAACAGGGUGCUUGUAACAAAUUACUAUAACCGUGCUGAUCAUCAGGGCUGCCAAGGGUCAUCUCGUGCAAGUUGGUCUUGCUAUUUCCUUCCUGAAACAUCCCAAGAAUGUCGUGAUCGUGCUAUUGAACUGAUGCAUAACAAAGAAGCAUGGGAAAAGGGUAUCAUAAAAGCAAAAGAGAACUACACAUCUAAAGAGAUAUGGGCAGGACGGACUCCCAGAAACUGGGGUAGUCCUUGGAGUUAUUUGCAACCAACAACAGAAAUAAACGGGAGUUUUGUAGCAUUUCAUCGGAAAAUGGACAGAAGAUGGUGGCGAGCACAGGCUGUGCGGUACCUGAUGAGGUUUCCGAGUGAUAAGACAUGCCAUCUAAUGAAUGUUGCCCGACAUGGUGCAUUUGGAAAGGAAGCUGCAGAAAUGGUAGUUGCAAAUAUAAAGGAAGAGACAGAUGAGGGUGGUGCAUCGGAGAUAGAAAAAUACGUAUGGUCGAACCGCAGACCAUGGAUUCCAAGACCAGUGUUAAGCAUGCACGUAAGAAUGGGAGACAAAGCUUGCGAAAUGAAGGUGGUGGAAUUCAAGGAGUACAUGCGUCUUGCUAAUAGAAUAAGAAAACAGUUCCCUAACUUAAGGACGAUAUGGCUGUCCACCGAGAUGCAACAAGUCAUUGACCUCACUAAGCUAUACACUUCAUCUGGAUCUGGAUCUGGAUCUGGAUCUGGAUCUGGAUCUGGAUGGAAGUUCUACUUCACCAAUGUGAAAAGGCAGCUGGUCAGUAACAUUACAAUGGCAACCUAUGAGGCCAGCCUUGGAAGAAAGACAAGUACAGAAUAUCCUUUAGUCAACUUCUUGAUGGCUACUGAGGCUGAUUUCUUCAUCGGCGCCUUGGGUUCCACCUGGUGUUUUUUGAUCGAUGGUAUGAGAAAUACAGGUGGCAAAGUUAUGGCUGGAUAUCUCAGUGUUAACAAGGACAGAUUUUGGUGAACAAAAACCCUUGAACAAACUUCAACUUUGAUUCAGACUACAUUCUAUCACAAUUUUGCUUUCUUGUGUACAAAUAUGUUAUCACUAGAUCAUUUUCCUGUAUGUAUAUAUAUACUCUAAUAGAGCUAUUUACUCUACUUAGGUUGCUUGUUAAUACUUGGUAUAUGUACAAUAUUCUUAUCAAUUCGAAACUUGCAUGUUGCUUGUUAA
Messenger RNA from Spinacia oleracea (spinach), 2901 nucleotides. RefSeq lists its product as uncharacterized. The record is from RefSeq and is a predicted model, not a curated record. Gene Ontology annotation, biological process: protein N-linked glycosylation. The coding region runs from base 946 to 2691 and encodes 581 amino acids. Lineage: Eukaryota; Viridiplantae; Streptophyta; Magnoliopsida; Caryophyllales; Amaranthaceae. Gene Ontology annotation, molecular function: alpha-(1->6)-fucosyltransferase activity. The transcript has 7 exons.